GCCAGCAACUAAAUGUUAAGAUUCUGAUUAAUACAUACUAUUUAUCAAACUUAAUACAAAAAUAAAAGCAUACCCAUCUUAUUAAUCCAAUCAUCACUAUACUUCCUUAAACUCUGCCAAAUAUUUGACCUUUAAAUAAACUCAAACACUAAAAAAUAGGAUUUAUUGUGAGAUUUCAACCUUAUUAUUUUUAGUCUGGUCAAAUGGCAUCAAAUGCAAACUAAUCCAAACAGACAUCAAACAUAGUUUUAGUGCAGCUAUGGUGAAAUGGAUGGCACUCGAGUCUAAUAGUUGCUGUUUGAAGUAUGGCCACUUAGAUAUCCUGUUUAGGAUGGGGCCAUAUCGUCACACCUUUGUUCUGAUAAGGGUCCCUGCCCCCAUCGACAAAGUGCGAACGGCUGGGGGGGCCGCAGCAAUAUAAGGGGCCAGAUUAGUGUCUCUCUGAGUGACUCGUGCUACUGUCUUGCUGUCUUGUUCGCGAAAGUUUUUCUCCCCCAAAUCAUGGAUUUUCUCCGCUCUUGUGUCCUGUGCGUCGCGCUCCUCGCUCUCACCAGGGCUUUUACGCAUCAGGAUAUGAAGAACGCGCUGCUGCAGAAACUUGGCAUGGAUGAAGUUCCUAAAAUCCAAAAGAGGGAUUUGGAAAACCUGGUUAUUCCGGCGCAUAUCAGAAAUAAGUACUUGUCCAUGCUGAAGGUGCACCACAGCAGGAGGCGCAGGUCUUUGCCAAGCCUGGCGGGUAUCCUGAGAGGAAUUCCGGGCAAUGCAGAUAUCUCCGGGGAAUAUGUGUACUCUGACACCACUCGGCAUCAGAUGGUGUUCGAAAUGGAAACGAGAAUCCCAGAUAACAGUGAGGUGACCAUGGCGGAGCUGAAGCUUUACCAGAGGGCUUCCCAUUACAAACGCUUCGCAGUAGACAGGCGGAACCACCGGCCUGUCAACAACGCCAGGGUCAGCGUCUACUGGGUGGAAGUGCUGCCUGACGGAUCCAAUAGAACUUCGCUGGUGGAUUCACGUCUGAUCCCCAUUCACGAGACCGGCUGGAAGAGCUUUGAUGUCACCCAAGCGGUGCAUUAUUGGUCCAAGACGCAGAAGAAGACACCUAUGCACCUGGAGGUGUGGAUCGAGGGCGAGAGACCUGGCAGCUACGCGGCAGAGAUGGCCAAGAGUGUGCACUUUACCACCCAGGAGCAGACGGAUAACACCUUGGGAAAGCCUGAGCUCAUUCUCUACACACUCAACCUCGAGGAGUACGGCUCUCGUGGUGACUGUGACGUAAAUCAAAACAAAGAAACCUGCUGCCGUGAGCAAUACUUCAUAGACUUCCGCGCGCUCACCUGGACACAGUACUGGAUCAUCGAGCCAGCAGGUUACCAGGCCUUUAGGUGCACCGGAGGCUGCAAGCAGCCCAAACGCAACUACGGCUAUGGAGAAAGACGAUGCACUGUGUCUGAAAGUGCCCCCCUACCCAUCAUGUACCUGGUGAAAAAAGGAGACUACACUGAAAUAGAGGUGGCCGAGUUUCCUAACAUGAUUGUAGAGAGAUGCUCAUGCACGCUGGACAAUGUCUCUGUAGUAUGAAGUCAUGGGAAAUAGUUUAUUCCUGUAAUGACAGACUGCUGGGAUGUUAUAUUAGGAUAUUAUAGUUGUUUUUUCAGAAGGGUGUUGAUAUAUUUAAUAGUUUUAAACAACUUGUCUAGUACUUUUUAUUUAAACGGAUAUUUAGUGGGAGAAUCACAGAACGGGCAGAGCUGCUCCCGUCAAACAAGCACUUUUAUAUAUUUAGUAAAUUGUGAUAUUGUUUUAUUUGAAUUCGGAUGAAUUGUGUUCAAUAUAUUGCAAUCAUUCAAAUUCUGUCUGAUGUGUUCUAUGUUUCAAGCUGUACAUAAUAGGAAUGAGUUUAUGUUUGGAAAAUAAAA
Melanotaenia boesemani (Boeseman's rainbowfish) is the source of this 1916-nucleotide messenger RNA. RefSeq names its product lefty1 (gene lft1). Gene Ontology annotation, molecular function: cytokine activity; growth factor activity; transforming growth factor beta receptor binding. Gene Ontology annotation, cellular component: extracellular region. The coding region runs from base 502 to 1578 and encodes 358 amino acids. Gene Ontology annotation, biological process: BMP signaling pathway; SMAD protein signal transduction. The transcript is spliced from 4 exons. The record is from RefSeq and is a predicted model, not a curated record. NCBI's taxonomy places the organism in Eukaryota, Metazoa, Chordata, Actinopteri, Atheriniformes, Melanotaeniidae.